Messenger RNA from Anastrepha obliqua, 768 nucleotides. RefSeq lists its product as uncharacterized. NCBI's taxonomy places the organism in Eukaryota, Metazoa, Arthropoda, Insecta, Diptera, Tephritidae. The record is from RefSeq and is a predicted model, not a curated record. Bases 1 to 768 code for a protein of 255 amino acids. The transcript has a single exon. Gene Ontology annotation, molecular function: catalytic activity.
AUGCACAGGAGCACUACGGCACACUUACUCCUACCGCAAAUUAUGAUGGAACAGGAAGCAGACAUAGCGGUUCUAAGCGAACAGUACGCCUCUCCAAGUGUUGGAUGGUUUAUAGAAGAUCCCUCUUCUACAGAAGCAAUAUGGUGCAAGGAUAACACGAAACUCCAAGUGACGAACAGUGGAACCGGAAACGGGUACGUCUGGAUGAGGAGCCAAUGUCUCACAAUUAUUAGCUGCUACCUUACACCAAGCGAUAAUGGUGCUAACUUCCAAGCUAAAUUGGACAAUAUUGAAGACACAGCUCGCCAAAUAAGCGGGCACACCAUCAUCGCCGGAGACUUUAACUCUAAGGCCAUGGAAUGCGGUAGUCGAACAACAAACCCGAGAGGCCAACGAAUAAUAGACAUGGCCGCUAGACUAGGACUCGCCGUUGCAAACGUGGGCAAUAAAGCUACCUUUCGAAGUCCAGGGUGUGAAGGCACAAUUCCGGACAUAACUCUAGUGUCUGAAAGCUACGCAAGCAAAAUACGUGAAUGGACAGUUCUGGAAGAUUACAAUGGCAGUGACCACCAGUACAUUACCUACUGCGCCGGAGAGACAAACGCUAACGCAACGAAAUGCAUCAAAAGCUCGCGGAAGUGGAAUACAUCAAAACUUGACAAAGCAAAACUUAUAGCUAAAAUUGACGAGGAGCAACCACACCACGAAGAGCCAAGUAGCGCCAGACACAAAGUAGAGAUGACACUGAGAAGGAUAACGCAAGCGUGA